ACCCCACAACAUGGGGGCGUGCAUUAUUCCUUCUUGAGCGGCAGCAGAGCUCGCCCAAUCCCCACAAGUCUCACCCUGGCCGGCCAUCCAAUGGGAAGCGGUAAGGAAAAAAGGGAGGACCAGUGAACCAGCAGCCGUCGAGCUCAUUGUUGUGGGAGCUCCUUAAAGGGGCCGUAUCCGUCACUGCCAACAGAGAGAGAAACGACCGAUUGACCGGGCCAAGCCCGGGCCGCCGCCUCCGCCGCCACCGUCACUGGGUUUCCGGGGAAGGCGCACAGGAGAGGCCGGGGAUCGGCCGGGCCUAUGGAGCCUCCGCCCGCCAAGCGCAGGUGCGGCGCCUCCGGGGACCAGCCGGAGCCAGGACCUGGACCGGCCACCGCCGCCGCCGCCGCCAUCCCCUUGAUUCCCACCACUGUGGAGACGCUUCUGGACCUGAGCGCCCGGCGGGUGGCGGAGACUUGGGCCUUCGAGCAGGUGGAAGAGCGUUUUUCCCGUGUCCCAGAACCUGUGCAGAAGCGCAUCGUUUUCUGGUCCUUCCCACGGAGUGAGCGAGAGAUAUGCAUGUAUUCAUCCCUUGGCUAUCACCCCCCAGAGGGUGAGCGAGACUCGCGUGUGCCCUUUAACCGUGGCCUAAAUUUGUUACAGUCGGGUGCUGUUGACCGUGUCCUGCAAGUAGGUUUCCACCUGAGCGGGAUUGUGACGGAGCCCCCAGGCCCCAGCGAGCCUGAGCACAGUUACCAUGUUUCCAUCAGCUUUGACCGCUGCAAGAUCACGUCGGUGAGCUGCGCUUGUGACAACCGGGACAUCUUCUACUGUGCGCAUGUGGUGGCGUUGUCUCUGCAUCGCAUCCGGCAUGCCCGCCAAGUGGAGCUGCGCCUGCCCAUCUCUGAGACAUUGUCCCAAAUGAACCGGGACCAGCUACAGAAAUUUGUGCAGUACCUGAUCAGUGCCCACCACACGGAGGUGCUGCCGACUGCUCAGAGGCUUGCUGACGAGAUUCUGCUGCUUGGCUCCGAGAUUAACCGGGUGCAUGGUGCCCCUGACCCCACAGCUGGUGCUGGGAUUGAGGAUGCAAACUGCUGGCACCUGGAUGAGGAGCAGAUCCAAGAGCAAGUGAAACAGCUGCUCUCAAAUGGAGGCUACUAUGGGGCAAGCAAGCAGCUGCAGUCCAUGUUCAACAAGGUGCGAGAAAUGCUGAGAAUGCGGGACUCCAAUGGGGCACGAAUGCUCAUCCUGAUGACAGAACAGUUCCUGCAGGAUCCACGCCUGGCCCUGUGGCGGCAGCAAGGAGCGGGCAUGACUGACAAGUGCCGGCAACUCUGGGAUGAACUAGGUGCAUUGUGGGUGUGUGUGGUCCUGAGCCCUCACUGCAAGCUGGAAGAGCGGGCUCUAUGGCUGCAGCUUCUGAAGAAGUGGAACAAGCUGGACAUCUGUCCCUUGGAGGAGGGGAAUUACUCCUGUGACAGCACUGGAGCCAACAACACUUUGCCAUCAAAUCCAAACCGCAGUGCAGCUGGUGUUCGGCAGACAGUCUUUGGCCGUGCUAUCAAGGCUGCAGAGCUUCGCUGGGGUGAUUGUCACCUGCAGAAGAUCCUGAGCAGUGACUGCUAUGGUGUCUCCUUGAAGAGUGGAAGUGACAAGCUGGGCUUUGACCCCCAGGGCCAUCCGCUUUGGCUGGGUGAUGCCUUUCCCAUGGCCUGUGCUCGGGUGGAUGCCUUGCGCUCCCACGGCUACCCCCGUGAGGCCCUGCGCCUGGCCGUGGCUGUGGUCAACGCCAUGCGCUUGCAGCGACGGCAUCAGCUGGAGAGCUACAAGCAACAGAAGAAAGAGCUCUUGCACAAAGGCACAACCAGCAUCACCAACCUGGAGGGAUGGGUGGGGCACCCUCUGGACCCCAUUGGUUGCCUCUGCCGCACCUUUCUGGAGGCCUGCCGAAUGGAUGACGAUGGGCUGGCUCUUUACCCAGAUUCUGUGUCGGAGCCCAAGAAGGCCCUCUACCAGCACAUUCCAGUGCCCUCGAGUCCUGGCGAGUCGUACUUCAUGCUGGCUCUGGAGGUGGCACUCCUGGGACUAGGUCAGCAGCGGUCUAUGCCGGAGGGGCUCUAUGCCCAGGACAAGGUAGUGCGCAGCGAGGAGCAGCUGAUUGGGCUCCUGGAUGAGAUGGAGCUGGAUGAGCGGCUAGUACCCGUGCUCCGCAAGCAAGCAGCCCUCCUCCUGGAUGGAGGACCCUUCAGCGGAUUUGGGGAGGUCGUGUUCCGGGAGAGUGUUCCCAUGCACACGUUUGCCCGCUAUCUCUUUACUGCCCUGCUGCCCUAUGACCCUGAGUUGGCCUACCGCUUGGCGCUGCGAGCCAUGAGGCUCCCCGUGCUGGAGACGGUGUUGCCAGCCAGUGAUAUCCUGCACCAGAAUCCCCUGGACUCCAUGAUGGCCAACCGCUUCCCCCGCUGGUUCACCCUUGGCCACCUAGAGACGCGACAGUGUGAGCUGGCAUCAGCUAUGCUUACUGCUGCUAAAGGCGACCCCAACUGGCUGCGCAUGGUCCUAGGCUCCAUCCAGCAAAAUAUUCAUUCUCCAGCCUUGCUAUUCAAGCUGGCCCAAGAUGCCUGCAAGACUGCCACACCAGCCAACACUCCUCCAGACACCACCUUGUUGAACAUCUCCCUGGAGCUUGGCCUGCAGGUGAUGCGAAUGACCCUCAACACCAUGACCUGGCGUCGCAGGGAGAUGGUCCGCUGGCUGGUCAGCUGCGCCACUGAGAUUGGUGUCCAGGCCCUGAUGAACAUUAUGCAGAACUGGUACACUCUCUUCACUCCCAUCGAGGCCACGACCAUCGUGGCUGUGACAGGCACUACACACGCUACCCUGCUGAGGCUGAGCCUGAGCACGGGGCAACGGGAUGAGCUGUGCAGCUGUGCCCGGACGCUGGCGCUGCAGUGCGCCAUGAAGGACCCGCAGAAUUGUGCAUUGCCAGCUCUGACGCUCUGCGAGAAAAACCAUGCAGCCUUCGAGGCAGCCUACCAGAUCGUGCUGGAUUCAGCGGCCUCUGCCGGCAUGGGUCACUCCCACCUCUUCACUGUGGCCCGGUACAUGGAGCACCGUGGACUGCCCAUGCGUGCCUACAAGCUGGCCACCCUGGCCUUCUCGCACCUCAGUAUCGCCUUCAACCAGGACACCCACCCUGCCCUCAAUGAUGUCCUCUGGGCCUGCUCCCUCAGCCAGUCGCUGGGGAAGAACGAGUUGGCUGCCAUUGUCCCACUUGUCAUCAAGAGUGUGCAGUGUGCCCCCAUGCUCUCUGACAUCUUACACCGCUGGAGCCUUCCACCCCCAGGCCUUGCCUCCCUGGGUGCGGGACGCCGUGGGGCAGGCAGCGCCGGCGCUGGAGGGAAGCUGUUUGCGAUGGACAAGGCCCCUCUCUGCCAGCUCUUGGAGGCUGCCAUGGCCGCCUACAUCAGCACCACCCACUCGCGCCUCACCCACAUCAGUCCCCGGCACUAUGGCGAGUUUAUUGAGUUUCUGGGGAAAGCCCGUGAGACCUUCCUGAUGGCACACGAAGGGCACAUGCGCUUUAGCCAGUUCCUUGACAACCUCAAACAGACCUACAAGGGCAAGAAGAAACUUAUGUUGCUUGUGCGGGAGCGCUUUGGUUAGGGGCCACUCUGGGGAGGGCCUGCUUUGGCUGGGGGGGGGCACGUUCAGAGGGACACCCCUCUUUCCCCUUGAUCAAGAGAACUUUGGCUUGAAGGGCGUGGCAGAGAAAUCUCUUUCCCUUGGGGCACAAGUGCUUUGGGUGUGUGAUGAGGCAGAGUCUGGAUUUCUGCCUGGAGUCAGCAACCCUUUGCCUGGAGGUGGGAGCGCAGCAAGGUCUCGCCUCCCUUCAGAGGAGGUGCUCUACGGCUGUGGCAGAUGGCUCUGCGCUUCCCAUGGGGAUCAGGCUGGAGCCCCUUGCGGUGGGGAGGGGGGGUGUUCUGCAGCACCUGGGAUGGGCACAGCCUCUGUGUAAAGGCUGAAGCUCCAGCCCUUCCAUCGCCCCCUCCCCCUGUGGGGCAGGAAGGAAUUGCGCUUUGGCUCUAGGAGUUGCCGACUUCUUUUGUUAUGAUUAUUCUUCCAGUAUUAACUCACAGGACAACAACAACAGGAAUUCCCCACUUUGGUUGAAGGAUGCAAGGCCUGGCAGGGUCUUGCAAGUGGUGGGGGAUCCAGUCCCAAGGAAUUUCACAGCUGCUGUUCCCGUUUCAUAUUUCAAACCUAGUGAUGGUGGGGGUUGACUGAGGCCUCAUUUAUACAAGUUUGGGGGGGUGCAUGGAUAUACCUCCUCUUCUCUGCUGAGACCCCCUCAAGCUGUCUGUCCCCCUUUUUCCAUGGUCCCAAAUUCCUUGUGUUUGAAGUCUGGAGAUUCAGAAGAUGGGCUGUCCGGAGAGGACUGGAAUAUAUUGCCAACUGAAUUCUGAUGCCUCCUUGCACUUGAAAGCAUUUCCUUUGUGUUGAAAACAUCUGGUACAGAGCCCCUAGUGCCAGCAGAUGGAUGCCCUCACUGCUGGGGCGGCCUGGGACAUGCUGGCAUAAACGUUCUUAAGCAAGACUAGCCUGAUGGAACAACUUCCCACUGGGUGAUUGGCAGCAGAGUUACCCUCAGUCUGCUGGUAGCAGAUAGGGUACGUUCUGGGGUUUAUUUGGCUUAAUUUUCUGAAAGGGGUAGGCGGACCAGAUGUACUGAGCCCAGGAACCUGUUGUGCCUCUUUCAUGGAGCGGUACCUUUGGAAGAGACCUGAAGGGCAUCUUGCCCAGUACUCAUUGUGGGGUCUCCCACAUACAUUACAUUCCCACCACACUUUAACCCACCUGAUGCCAACUGCAGCCUAUCAAUCCAAGCAAACUGGUUCCUCCACUCAGUCUCCUAGUUCUUCAAAUUCCAGUUGUGCAGUUGGGAUCUAUCCUGCUCCCCAGAUUCUCCCAAGCAUGUCUCUUCCCACCCCAAACACUGCCUCCCACAUUUGUCAGUAUUUCAGCUUUCCUUGGCUAUGCUAAUCAGUUGCAGAGUGGCUCCAGACCCUGCUUGUGUGUGUGAGGGGAACCAAGGGCACUUGGGGGGGGGCAGUGUCCAUCCUAUAGUUGUCCCUCUAACUAAUUUUGUUUCCAGUUAAUGCCCCUCAGACUCCUACAACUGAAGGAUUCCCAUUCUCUGUCUCCUCCGGUAUAGAGUUCUGGAGCUGCUGGUGGAUAGACAGUUCAUACCUCAAACCUCCUCCCCUCUUUCGGCCCAGGACAAUGCUAUAAUGUGCCAGGCAUGCUGGAGAUGUUUUGCUCCUCCAGGUGGUUGUGUCAUAGCGAUCUGAGAAAUGUGCCCCCACAGCAACGCCUUGUGAUGCUGUGGGAGAUCUUUGGGCACACUUAUUGGAUCACAACCUGCUUUGUUGGCACUCGUAAACUCCUGUUCUCCUAAGCUACUGCUUGGAUUGCUUAUGUAGUUGGCCUGGCCCUGUGUAGGGGACGGGUGCUUCUUAUGGAGGAACUGGCGGGGGGGGGAGUUCCAAGUGGCCACUAGUGGGGUGCUGAAUGAUAUUUUCACAAACAUCCCACUCCAAAAUCCCACUUCUUUUCUGCUGGAUAUAAUCUACUCAGGAACAAACCACAACAAGCUCAUGCUACUAAUUAGAUUAUUGUGAAGACAAGAUAAUGUUUUAAAAAGUUAAUAUAUAUGAAGAGGCAAGGGGUCCGAAAGGGGCUCCUUUUUGUGCGCGUGGGGCCAGGGGGUGCUGUGUCCUGUGCUCGGUUCCCUCUCGGCCCUUAGUGUUGGUGGAGAUGUUGGUGUGUUGCACAGUUCCACUUUGGAGCCAGCUAGGCAGUUAGUUUUAAAGUUUCUGAGUUUAUUUCUUUGUUUCCCUGUAUUAAAAAAUACCUGUAAUUUUGUAAUUUUUUUCUAUUUAUUGAAUCAUUUAUUGUAUUAUUUUGUAAAAGGUUUAACAUAAACCGCAACAUUUGUUUUUUGGCUUCUCUUUUGGACAUGAUGUGUGUUUUGUUUUUCACAUGGUUUUCUCAAAUGAAUUGGCUCAUCUAAGUUAGCCUAAAUAUGUCACUCUGGCCCAGUAAAGGGACAACUAUCAUUUAAA
Messenger RNA from Rhineura floridana, 6107 nucleotides. RefSeq names its product zinc finger SWIM-type containing 4 (gene ZSWIM4). Lineage: Eukaryota; Metazoa; Chordata; Lepidosauria; Squamata; Rhineuridae. Bases 304 to 3648 code for a protein of 1114 amino acids. The transcript has 14 exons. The record is from RefSeq and is a predicted model, not a curated record. Gene Ontology annotation, molecular function: zinc ion binding. Gene Ontology annotation, cellular component: Cul2-RING ubiquitin ligase complex.